Molecule: messenger RNA, 1743 nt
Organism: Macrosiphum euphorbiae (potato aphid)
Lineage: Eukaryota; Metazoa; Arthropoda; Insecta; Hemiptera; Aphididae
Source: the annotation of a GenBank genome assembly
AUGCUGCCUUUGUCUCGAUCAUUGUCACUGCUGUCGUCGCGGCUUUUGCAGUCACUAGACCGACCUGACUUGAUGACGACACUCGUCUUUCUGUAUAUUUUAUGCUCACAUGUGCUUAUCCAGAUGGUGAACGGCUGCGAGAUGAACGGGACGGCCGUGGUGGACUCGGACGUGACGGUAGGACCGUCAACGUCGUCCGCUAGGUCCAAUAAGCGUCGUGUACGUGGCACCACCAGCCGCACGGUCACCUUGCAAAUGCUGUUGGAGACGAACAUACUCGAGCCGGGAAACUCUGUCUUGUCACUCGAGUACAUGGGUCAACGAUUUGUGGGAGAUUUAUUACCAGAUGGUAAAAUACGAUCAGUUGAGACAUUAAAUGAAUUUGCAUCUCCUAGUGCAUGGGCCUAUAAUUGUAAAAGUAUAAUUAACAAAAUAAAAAAAGCUGGCUGUGGUUGGUCAUCAAUUCGAUAUAAAGGAAAGAAAUUGGAUGCAUACAAGCAUGCAUAUUUUAGAAAAAGAGAAUCAUCUAAUGUAGAGCACAAUAUAGUUCCAGUUGAAGAUGCAGAAUCUGAUGUCUCAUAUGCAAUUCAAAAUGAAGUUUUACCAUUGACUCCAUCAACUGAGUCACAUGUUGCAAAAGAACCUAUCAAAUUUAGUGAAAUUUGUUCGAGAUCUAGUAAUCAAAAUCUCAAUACAUUAGUGGAAUGUACAGAUUGGUCCUAUAUUAAUAAAGUCCAACCAUUUCAUGUGAAUAUAUCAUCAAACGCAAAAUUAUUACUAGAUUUUCACUGCCAUCUGAUGAGUUCAGAAGUCGUUGGGUAUCUUGCUGGAAAUUGGGAUUUUUCUACACAAACACUGACUGUGAAAAACGCAUACCCAUUCAGAAGUCGUCUACAUGAUGCUGAACUCACGUCAUUGAUCGAAGAAGAAAUACGAAACACUUUUACAGCUAAAAACAUGGUGCUAGUUGGAUGGUAUCAUUCGCAUCCUGAAACGAUCGCUACACCCACAUUAAGAGAUAUCGAAGCCCAACUCGAUUAUGAAGUACAAAUAAAAGGACCAACCGUCGAAUCGUACAUUCCAUGUGUCGGAAUCAUUUGUUCUCCUUACGACAAAGGCAAAUCGACCCUUGAUUCAACUAUCACUUGUUAUUGGGUACUACCAUCGUUUGAAAAUGAAAUACACGAUUAUGGACGUCCAAUGAACAUGCAUUUUACUACUAAACCAGAAAAAUCAUUAACACUAGAUAUUGUUAUGGCAUUAAAAAAAUGUGUUGAUUUCAAUAAAUAUGAACCGGAUGUAAUUAAUUUUAAAGACAAAUACAAAAACGAUGUGACUUAUUUGGAAAAACUUAAGAUUUCGUUGAUGGAUAAAUUUCCAAAAGAUGAUACAAUACAUAGAUUUUUAUGGAAUUUCUUAAGUGAAAUAGUUUGUAUUGGUAGUUCAGGCGAUACUGCCAAAAAUAAUUUGCAAAAUUUGAUUGCUGUAAUCUCAUCACGUCAACUCUUACUGUCAACUUCAAGUUUUCAAACACCUAAUGCUUUGGUUGAACAUUUAGAGUCUUAUUUGAAAUCAUGUAAUGCUAACAGUUUGACGUUAGAAGAUGUUCCUACAACUAGUGAUGGGUCAAACAUAACCUCAGCGAGUAUCGCCAGUUCUCUAUUUAACGAUUUAGACUUUUCUAAAGCAAUGUCUUUGAUAGGACUAUCUCCGUCACGGUAUCAAACCGAUCCUUUGAAAUAG